Molecule: messenger RNA, 1541 nt
Organism: Aphanomyces invadans
Lineage: Eukaryota; Oomycota; Saprolegniomycetes; Saprolegniales; Verrucalvaceae
Exons: 4
Coding region: 66-1382 (438 amino acids)
Molecular function (GO): lipid binding; metal ion binding
Source: RefSeq, a predicted model, not a curated record
GGCUGCUGCCAUGUACAUUUUCCAUACAACUCGAUCCUCCACGGAGGAAGGCUUAUCGGGGAACCAUGUCCAAGCUGCCACUGCCGCGCAACAUCUUUGACUGCCCACCCCUGCAAGACCACGAGAUCACGUCGUUUAAAGCGCAGGCGACCAACCUCGCCAUCGACGUGAUUCGCACGGCGCGAGUCCAAGGCGGGUCCCAGAAAUGGGAGCUCCAGUACGACGAAAGCGACUUGAAGAUCUACAAAGGAGCCGACACGUCGGCCGACAACCUCCAAUGCGCUGUCCUCGAAGUCGCCGGUACCAUCGAAGAAGCGAUCGAGUUGUUUCGCACCGACUCGGCUGAACUGGCCGCCGAGUUUCACGAGCGAUUCCAAAGUGACGUCCUCGACAGAAUCGUCCUGUACAGACUCAUGGAGCCGUCGGUGGAGUCUUGGGAAUCGGGCGGCCACGACAAGAUGGAUGUAUCGUGGAUGGCGCUCAAAAGCCCGAUGAAGACUCUAUCCAACCCACGCGACCUUUGCGUGUUGUCGUGCUGCCACGAAUACGACUACGACAACAAGCGGGGAUGGGUGUAUGCGUUCCAGUCGGUCGACUUGCCCGGAUGCCCGCUCCUCAAGAGCUCUCACGGUCUGGCACGAACGUUCCACGUUGGUUCUGGCUACGUCUUUCAAGAGUCGGACCGCCUGGGGUACAUCCAAAUCAGCUACUUGAGCCACACGCGUCCGAUGCAAAGUCCCGAAUGGGCUAGCUAUGACGUGUCGGCGUCGAAACGAUGCCGCAACCUGGUCGAUAUGGAUCGUUACUUGCGCGAGAACCGACUGAGCGCGACGCCGUUCAUGUCGAAAGGCGACGUCGUCCCGGUGGCGCUGCGGCGAAUCUGUUUUUUAUGUCGCAAAAAGUUUGGCUCGUUUGGACGAAAGACAAACUGCUUCAAAUGUGGCGAGGUUAUGUGUACGAGCUGCAACCACCACUGGCAUGCUCGCGUGAACGGCGUGCCGGCUAAAGUUCGCGUGUGUACCAAGUGCUCGUCGGGAUCGGUGGCCGCCACGGCGGGCUUGAAUCCGACAAGUUUCGCCGGCUUGUCAGGGUUGAGUGGGCUUCCGACACAGGACCGCACGUCGAGGCAGUCGACCAUGUCGGUCGAGACAGACUUCAGCAUGUUCCGCAAGAGCUUCGAAUCGGACGCCACGUUUGACGUGACGCGCAUCGACUUGAACGAAUCGCCGUCGAACGGGCGCACUCGCAAUGGAUCGAAUCCACGGGUGUUGUACCAAGAGCAAUGGGACCAACAAGAACUACGACGACGAGCAAUGUUGCUGCACCAGACACAACCUGACCCCGAGCCAGCCAGCGUAGACCAUCGAACUCGGCAGCUCUAACCGAAAACGUAGCUUGCAGUGCGUGUCAUUUGGCCGACGUCUCGACUGGAUGAACCCGAGUGGGCUGUGCGUUCGGGUGGUUUUCGCUGAAACGAGCAUUCAAGCUCUUUUUCGAGGGAAUUUGAACGCCAGCCACCGGCAAAUAUAUUUUUUCCCCAA